Meloidogyne enterolobii is the source of this 1126-nucleotide messenger RNA. The record is from the annotation of a GenBank genome assembly. NCBI's taxonomy places the organism in Eukaryota, Metazoa, Nematoda, Chromadorea, Rhabditida, Meloidogynidae.
UAAUUUAAACAGAGGUGUAUAUCAGGGCUGGGCGUAAUGAAAAAAAAUAAAAUGCGAAAUACGAAGCUUUUCGCGCCAAAAAAUGCGAGAAUGCGAAAGAUGCGAAACGCGAAAGAGCGAAAAAGCCCAGCCCUGGUGUAUAUGGGACCUAAAAGAAGUGUAACUAAAACAGGGAGUAAAAGAAACCGAGAGUAUUUGAAAUCUAGUGCAUCGUAUGAGGAGGAGUAUCAAAAUCUGGGAGUGUCUUAAACUGAGGUAUAAGAGUAUCUUAUAGGGAGAUUCGACUUUCUACUUUGCAAAAAUUCAAUACCUAGGCAAAUAAUCCUCAGUAGUAAUAACAGUCGAAUUAACUAGCUGAGAAAGAUCAAUUUCGUGUAAAUCCUCCCCAAGCAUCCCUUCCGAAUUACUUUGCUGAUUUAAUUGUUUAAUUUUUUUAUUAUUUCGUUUUUGGUGUUUUUUAAGUUUAUUUGGAGGUGUUUGGGGUAAAGGGGAGGAAGAAGAAGAAUUUUUUUCUUCCCCCUUUUUAUUUUCUUUUAUUGGUGUUUUUUGUUGUUUUUGACACUUUUUGCUACUAAUUGUUGCCGAUUUUUGAGAAGGAGAUAAAUUAAUUGAUAAAAGACCGGAAGGAAUAAGUUGUUGUUGUUGGGGGGCAUCUAAUGAAGUAUUACAAAUAUUUGGAGAGGUAGAAAUACUUAAAUUAUUAGUUGUUGUUUGUUGUUGGAAUUGGCUAGUUGAGGGGAUUUGAGGGGCCUGGAAAAAAAUUUAAAAAAAUUUUUUGAUAGAAAAAUGGUAGGUAAUGUUCAAUUUCGCAACCCUCUUUUUUCUUACUCAAAUUCUUAUAAUUUUUGCGUCAAAUUUAAAAUUUGUUAAUAUUAUUAUUGACUGAUUGGAUGGCAUAAAAAAUAAAGUGAAGUCGAGGAAGGGGAAAAUGGAGAGGAGGGGAGGGGGAUAUUAUUGAAGAAUUUUUUUCCAGUUCUGUUUCCUCAAAUUUUCUUUGGUUUUUAAGUCACAGGUUUGGGUCUCAACCUUUUUUGGUAGGUAGGAGAGAUUUUUUUAUUUCUAGAUUUUCACAAAAUUGGAAUUUGAGUGGUAAAUUGGUAAAAUCUGAGAACUUGGGAAAGUUGAU